Rotaria sp. Silwood1 is the source of this 837-nucleotide messenger RNA. Lineage: Eukaryota; Metazoa; Rotifera; Eurotatoria; Philodinida; Philodinidae. The record is from the annotation of a GenBank genome assembly.
AUGGCUGAUAUAACACAAAUGGAUCUGUAUGAAUUAUUUGGUGUUAACGAAACAAGUUCAAUUCAAGAAUUAACAACAGCAUUUCGAAAAAAAGCUUUAACAUGCCAUCCAGAUAAAUAUCCAAAUGAUGAUGAAAAAAAAGAACUUUUUUUACUUAUAAAACGAGCAUUAGAAUUAUUAACAGAUAAACAAGCUCGAGAAGCUUAUGAUACAUGUCGAAAACAAAAAAAAAUUCAUCAAGAACGUUUAUCACAAAUGGAUGAUAAACGAAAAAAAUUUAAAGAAGAUCUUGAACGUAAUGAACAAAAAGCAUCACGAACAACAAGUUCAACAAUAAAUAAAUCUAUGACAAAUAAAUUACGUGCUGAAAUUGAACGUUUAAGACGUGAAGGAAAUCGUCUUGUUGAUGAAGAACUUGAAAAACUUCAUACAAUGUUUGAACAAGAUAAACAAAAAAUUUCAUCCAAUCAUGUAAAUAUAAUUAUUAAAUAUAAUCCAAAUACUAAACCAUAUACAGAUGAUGAACUUCGACAAGUAUUUAAUAAAUAUGGAAAUAUUUCAACCAUUGUUAAUAUUAAUGUUAAACGUGCAUUAAUUGAAUUUUAUGAUGAUCAUAUAUCACAAUUUAUUGAAAAUGAACAGGGUUUAGAUGGACGACCAUUUGCUUCAGUUAAAAUUCAAAAACAAAAAAAUACCACAACAACAACAUCAUCGCCAUCAUCAUCAUCAUCAUCAACAAAAAAACAACAUGAUAUUGUAGAUUUAACAAAACCUGAUUUUGAAGAUUUUGAAGCCAUGAUCUUGAAAAAAAUGGCUCAACAAACAACAACUUCAUAA